CGCCGACCGCCGCGCCUCGUCCUACGACAUCCUCAACGCCUUCCGCAGGCUCACCGGCAGCAAGCCGCGCGCCGACCCGCUGCCGCCGCCGCCGCCUGUGAAUCCCGUGCGCGCCCUGUCCGUGAGCUCGCUGCCGCCGGCAAGCAUGGCCAGCGCUCCUUCAGCCGACGAUAGCCUGCAGCGCAUCACCCACGUCGCCAGCGAGUCCGUCGGGCCCGAUGUGACGGGCGGGCCCCCGGAGCUGCCUGCGCUGAUCGCCCAGCUGGACAAGAGCCGCCCAUUCCUGGAGCGCGCCGACGCUGUCGAGGCCAUCUGCCGCAUCCUGGAGGAGUACCCCCUGCAGAACAUCCUGACCCUGUGGUCUGCCGCCAGCGACCUGGUCCUGCUCGAGCAGCCCGACGACGUGGCCGAGGCCGGCUACAAGCUCCUGCGCAGCAUCUCCCAGGACCCCAAGCUGACCCCCGUCGAGCGCACCAUCAUCUUCGACGCCGCCUCCUACCGCCGCACCACCCGCUGCUUCCAGUGGCGCCUGGACAUCGUCUCGACCCUGACCAACGGCGGCAAGAACAUCGCCGCCUGCGAGUCCAACAUCGUGCCCUUCAUCCUGAACGCCCUCGAUGUCUGCUUCCAGGCCAGCCGCGACGCCUUCAACGCAAACCGGAAAACGAACGGCAAGCGCAACGCGGACAAGCCCCUGCAGGAGACGGAGAACCUAGGACGCAUCUUCCAGUACGCCACCGACGUCUGCAAGUUCAAUGCCAGGAUUCUCACCGACGGCAACCUGGAGCAGAUCCUCGAACGCGUCAUGCACAUCUGCCAGAACACCACCCAGGAGACCGACAUGGACAACUGCAUAAAGCUCUUCGACACCAUCAUCACCUUUGUCCACGUUCCCAUCAACGUUCUCAGAACGAGUGUAGGCGUGCUCUGUGCCAUCCACCGCCAAAUCGCGAGUCUGGAAGAGCGCACCUGGAACACGCUGAGCAAUCUCUUCAGAUCGCACAUCGGCCAGGCUGCCAUCAUGUCUCUCCUGCACACUCUCAGAGACGGCCCAUCCACCAUCAACCGCCAAAGCGGCACCUACCGGGGCACCAUGCAGGUCCUGCAGAAGCUGGUCAUCGAAGAUGGCAAUGGUGACCUGCCAAAGGUCCCAAUGUCGCUGAUCUUCCCUGCCCUCAGAGCUUCCAUCAAAGAGCCGCAUGCCACACAGGAGUCCUUCGUUAUUGAUCUAAUAGACUCGAUCCUGUCGCAAGACACCAUGCGGGACGCGUUGCUGGCUGAGGCAGAUUUGAGCGACAUGUUGGAGAUCAUCCGAGUUUGCGCCGAGCGAGACGACGACCGUUACCGUGCUCGGUUGACUGGGUCUGGGGAGAGCUCUACAGUUGGUGACAAGGAUCCGCACGUACCAGGGAGCCCGGUUUUGGAGAACGGCAGUGCGAGUCACAAAGUUCACGACGAGGACAUUGGCCCACACGCCCACUCCCCGCGAGCAUCCAGGGCCGAAGCGGGUCGUCGUUCUGCAGACGAUAGGAUCUUUCGAGUGUUUCUCAAGUUAGACCAUAUCAGCAUUGCCAUGGAUCACGUGCAGAAGGAUGGAGUCAUGGAUGUCUUCCUCUCCUGCGCAGAUCGGCUGAGUGACCCGCUUGCCGAAAAGAUGAUCCAGUAUUUUGCCGAAGAGCGAUUUCUGAACCCGUCCCACAGCGACUGGCUGAAAGUCUCUCGCCAGGUCGCAGCUGGGACCCUGCAUGACACAACGAGGCCGAACGCGAUUCGACUGCUAGCGAUCAAGGUUCUACGGGAGACCUACGACGCCGUUCAGCUGCUCUGUCCGAGCGAUGUCGCAGCUCAAAGUGCAGCGAUCUUGCUUGAAAGGAUAGAAGUUGAGGGUAAUGUUCAGGUUCUAGAAGCACUCGUGGACUUCGCAGUCGAUGUCGCAGAAACGGCUCAGUUAGACACGUUCUUAGAGAUAUUGGGAUUGCUGCAAAAGAAACUGGACCAACCACGCACAUCGCCCAUGAGCCCAGCGCAGACCUGGGCUGCGCAUACAUUUCUCCCAAAGACUGACGUGUCAAGCGGCUCCCAUUGCGACAUUAUAGCCGUCGCCUUUGUUCGCCUGUUCACCCGGAGCUUCACCCAUGCCGCCCAGAAAACACGCAUCUUGUACAAUUCCAUACGAGGUAUUGCAGGCAAUGAUCAAUACGACAACGAGUCGAGAUUGACUGCCCUGAGACUGCUGUUCAGGCUGCGCGCCGAUUCACGACACGCCCUUACUGUCAACUCUUCUUCGGAAGGCGAGCGGAUAGCAGCCGAAUUGUGCCGCACCGAAGAGACCGCCAUCGUGACCGAGAAGGCCGAUGGAUCUGUCUCGACCGAUCCGGGAGACGCUGGUUUGUGGCGCGAUUCACGCAAGAUCUCUGGGUCUAGCCCGCACGCGUCUCUCAACCGGCAAACGAGCCGGACAAUUGCUGCGGCCGGCCGUGUUUCGAGACCAAUAGCUCCACUAUGGUCGUAUCCAGGAACCUCAGGUCUGCCUGAGGACACUCCUCCCGAGCCUAGUCGCGUUGUGUUCUCUCAUAUAGAUGCAAGCAAAUAUCCGCUAAGCGAUGAUAUCCACGACAUGGAGAUCACCUUGUGGUUGGAGCUUAUCAUCUCUCUACUACAAAGGCCGCCGGACUGGGAGAUCUACAGCUACGUUCUGGUGCACCUCGGGCCACAGCUCUCGAAUCAAGCUCUGGUACGAAGCUGUGUAGUGCAACUGCGAAUGCUGAGGAGUGUUCUCUGCGAGCAAGUACGCAACUCGAGCUUCCACGAGCCUCCGCCGCACACAUUGCUCAAGAAGGCUGACGUUGCGGUGUGUCUAUACCACGUUCUCACCGUCAUCAUUAGUUACCACGAGUACUUCGAGAAGAGUGAAGAGGACGACAUGGUGAAGGCCUUUCUGCAGGGGAUUGUACAGUGGGACAGAACGUCUAAGUGGUGCAUCCACGCGCUGUCUGUCUGCUGUUUUGAAGUCCCGCUGUCUGUCAGCAAGUCCCUCGACACUAUCAUUCAGAAGCUGUCACAGAUUGUGACGAAGCCCGCCACCGCGAUCCACAUUCUCGAGUUCCUAACAAGUCUGGCUCGUCUGCCAGAAUUAUUCAAGAACUUCCGCGAGGAAGAGUUCAAGACGGUGUUUGGAGUGUGCUUCCGCUACUUGCAACAUAUUAGAGACCAGCGCAGCCGUGCAGCCAUGCCGAGUCUGUCACAGAGGGGUCAUAGCUCUUUGCGCCACAGCGGACCCGGCAGAGAAUCCACCGCAGUGCCCGAUAAUGGCUCUAGGAGGCAACACUCAGUCGAGGAAGACUUGCCCCACUACCUGUAUUCGCUUGCUUACCACGUCAUCACGUUCUGGUUCAUGGCGCUCAGGAUGGAGGACCGACCCAAGCAAAUCCCAUGGAUCACAAAAAAUCUCUUGACCGUGGACAGCGCUGGGAGAACAAGCAUGGAGGAACAGGGUCAGGUCAUCGUGGACAUCAUGAACAUGGUCGCUUAUACAGACCGAGACCACACCGUGCGCAGCGAGGUGUUCUCGAAACCUGGUGACGGCGAGAUCUGGAAGAAGACGUGGGUUGUUAAUAACGGCUUGUUGACGAUUGAAACGGCAGCAAGGACAGGUGCUUCGCAAAUCACCUCUCGUCGUCCUUGCGGCACCCGCUUCUUCACUUUGAGACCAUCACUCGUCCACCCUCCACGCCAUCAAGUGCCGAUCAAUGUCGGACUGGCGGCUGACGCAUUCUACUCCUCUUCGUAUGUCGGCAUCCUGCCGGAAGAUAUCUUCCAGAGCUUCUACGCGCCUCUGGACUUGACCAACACCACUGUUGCUCUGCCGGACGACGAUAUGACACGCCGUGCAAUCGCCACAUUCGACCGAACCGCGACAGUCGACAGCCACAAAGUAGGCGUCAUCUACAUCGGCGAGGGCCAGACUAAUGAGCGCGACAUCUUCUUGAACGACAUGGGCUCACCCGCCUACACCUCCUUCGUCACUGGUCUAGGCACGCUGGCCCGCCUCAAGGGCGCCAAAUUCAACACCGGCGGUCUCGACACGCGCGGCGACGCCGAUGGUGAAUUCACCUAUGUCUGGCGCGACCGCUGCAUGGAGCUCGUCUACCACAUCACGACCAUGAUGCCCACCGACCCCAACGACGACAUGACGUACCCCAACAAAAAGCGCCACAUCGGCAACGAUUUCGUCAACAUCAUCUUCAACGACUCCGGACUCCGCUACAACUUCGACACCUUCCCCGGCGCCUUCAACUACGUCCACAUCGUCAUCUCCCCUGAAUCGCGCGCCUCCUUCGUCGACCGCCGCAUCGACUCCGACCCCGACGGCAAAGACCGCUACUACCAAGUCCAAGUCGUCACCAAACCUGGCUUCCCCGACGUCUCCGCCGCCGCGGAGCCCAAGAUCCUCGCCGGCCGCCACAUCGCCGCCUACUGCCGCCUCAUCGCCAUCAACGCCUGCGUCUUCUCGGACGUGUGGUCGACGCGCGAGGGCGGCGAACAGAUCUCCUCAUGGCGCAACCGGCUGCGCGAGAUCAAGCGGCUGCGCGAGCGCUACGGGACUGCUGAGCAGACGCAGCACACGUCGACACCCGCGUCGCCCAGUGUUGGCAGUCAGGGCCCGGGGCUGGCGAGUCCGCCGCGGGAGCAGGGCGGCGCGUCGCCGUUCCAGAGAUCGAGCAUUGCGACAUUCAUCACCGAGGGCACGAGUCGCAGCUCAAUCAGCAGUUCGUCGCACGACUAAGUCUCCGUCUGCGCAUUAUGGGGUCAUCGUUGUUGCCCGCAAUCCAAAAGGAGCAUCGCACAUAUUAUACCCACCCCCCUCCCCACUUCAAAAGUUUUCAGACACCAUGUUGGUGUUGGCUUGCAUAAAGUGUUCUGGGGCGGCUGGAACACUGCUCAAAAGUUUGCUUGUUAGAGACAUGGACGGCAUGGCAUGGAAGGAAGAAAAGCGAGAUAAUAGACACUGUAUAGUAUAUCAGGUGUGCGUGCCGGAAUUAUGCAAGCGUGGGAGGUAUGCAUAUUAAUUAAAUGGUAGUUGUGAGCUCAGACACAUUCAUGGAAUGUUACUGUCGAGAUCAAGCAAGCAC
This is a messenger RNA of Boeremia exigua, 5132 nucleotides long. RefSeq lists its product as uncharacterized. Gene Ontology annotation, biological process: positive regulation of GTPase activity; regulation of small GTPase mediated signal transduction; negative regulation of TOR signaling. The transcript has 2 exons. Gene Ontology annotation, molecular function: GTPase activator activity. The record is from RefSeq and is a predicted model, not a curated record. Gene Ontology annotation, cellular component: nucleus; cytoplasm; TSC1-TSC2 complex. NCBI's taxonomy places the organism in Eukaryota, Fungi, Ascomycota, Dothideomycetes, Pleosporales, Didymellaceae. Bases 146 to 4786 code for a protein of 1546 amino acids.